AUGGCCAAGGAGGUGAUGAAAACCCACGACCUAGUGCUUGCGAACCGCCCUCAAAUCUUCUCUGCCAAGCACUUGUUUUACAACUGCACGGACAUGGCCUUCUCUCCCUAUGGCACUUAUUGGAGGCACAUAAGGAAAAUCUGCAUACUUGAAUUGCUUAGCGUGAGAAGGGUUCAGUCAUUUAGUCAUGUGAGGAAGGAAGAAGUUGCCCGUUUAGUUCACAGGGUGGCAGAGUCCUGUCCAGGCACCAUAAAUCUAUCUAAAUUACUGGCGUUGUAUACGAAUAACGUGCUUUGCCGGAGUGCUUUUGGGAGGGACUUUUCAGCAGGAGGGGACUACGAUAAGCAUGGGUUCCAGAGCAUGCUGGAGGAGUUUCAGGAGCUGCUUGCGGGAUUCAGCAUAGGAGAUUUCUUUCCUUCCUUGGAAUUCGUUCAUAGUCUGACCGGGAUGAAGGCUAGACUUCAACACGCCUUUAAGCGCUUCGAUCGUCUUUUUGACGAGAUACUGAGCGAACAUUCGAAUGAAAGCAAAGCUACGGAGGCGCAUAAGGAUAUUGUGGAUGUUCUGAUCGAUAUCGAGAAGAACGGUUACGGUGAUAUGCCCCUUACAAGGCCUAACAUCAAAGCCCUUCUCCGGGUCGAUACAACAUUCACAGUUCUUGAUUGGGCAAUGACAGAGCUUGUCAUGAAGCCAAAAGCCAUGGAAAGAGCACAAGUGGAACUGCGAAGCGUCAUUGGAGAGAGAAAAUACGUGCGAGAGACCGACCUACAUCAAUUGCCUUACUUGAAGGCUAUCGUCAAGGAGGUAUUUCGACUGCAUCCUCCUGCUCCUAUGUUAGUCCCAAGGGAAUCCAUGGAGGACAUAACCAUUGACGGAUACUGCAUUCCGGCAAAAACGCGUUUCUUUGUUAACGCUUGGUCAAUAGGUCAUGAUCCGCAAUCGUGGGUUGAUCCUGAAACAUUUCUACCAGAGAGUUUUGAUUGGCAACUUCCUCCUGGUGUACAACCACAAGAUCUGGAUAUGGAUGAAGCUUAUGGCUCCACAAUGCAUAGGAUCGAAAACCUCGUUGUAGUCGGCAAACCCGCUUCACCUAGACAACAGUGA
Messenger RNA from Eucalyptus grandis, 1104 nucleotides. Its product is annotated as cytochrome P450 71AP13-like. The transcript has 3 exons. The coding region runs from base 1 to 1104 and encodes 367 amino acids. Gene Ontology annotation, molecular function: oxidoreductase activity, acting on paired donors, with incorporation or reduction of molecular oxygen; iron ion binding; heme binding. The record is from RefSeq and is a predicted model, not a curated record. NCBI's taxonomy places the organism in Eukaryota, Viridiplantae, Streptophyta, Magnoliopsida, Myrtales, Myrtaceae.